Messenger RNA from Fukomys damarensis (Damara mole-rat), 4975 nucleotides. It is a transcript of the gene Sack1g, whose product is annotated as family with sequence similarity 83 member G. NCBI's taxonomy places the organism in Eukaryota, Metazoa, Chordata, Mammalia, Rodentia, Bathyergidae. The transcript is spliced from 5 exons. The coding region runs from base 166 to 2616 and encodes 816 amino acids. Gene Ontology annotation, cellular component: nucleus; cytosol. The record is from RefSeq and is a predicted model, not a curated record. Gene Ontology annotation, biological process: BMP signaling pathway.
CCGGCAGUCACCAGCUCUUUCCCACAGGUUCCUGAUGGGCAGAGGAGCCGCUGCAGCCGGGAAGUCUCAGAGCGCUUGGUGCCUCGGCCGGGGCCGUAGUUAGGACUCGAUCUUGUGUAGCACCACGCAGCCGCCUGCGCGAGCGGCGCGCGGCCAGGCGACACGAUGGCCUUCUCCCAGGUGCAGUGUCUGGACGACAGCCACGUGAACUGGCGCUCGAGCGAGUCCAAGCCCGAGUUCUUCUAUAGCGAAGAGCAGCGGCUGGCGCUGGAGGCCCUGGUGGCCCGCGGCCGGGAGGCUUUCUAUGAAGUGCUUCAGCGCGAGAACAUCCGCGACUUCCUCUCGGAGUUGGAACUCAGGCGCAUCUUGGAAACCAUCGAGGUGUACGACCCAGGCUCGGAGGAUCUGCGAGGCAAUAGCCUCGCUCAGGGGCCCCAGGACAAUGGGGUAGCUAACUGCGGAGAGGAAGCCCUCGAGGCAGACGGAACCCCUACCGAGGCCGAGCCGCCCCCCUCGCUGGAGUACUGGCCCCAGAAGUCCGACCGCUCCAUCCCGCAGCUGGACCUGGGCUGGCCCGACACCAUCGCCUACCGCGGCGUUACUCGGGCCAGCGUCUACAUGCAGCCCCCGAUGGAGGGGCAGGCGCAUAUCAAAGAGGUGGUGCGCAAGAUGAUCAGCCAGGCCCAGAAGGUGAUAGCUGUGGUCAUGGACAUGUUCACAGAUGUGGACAUCUUCAAGGACCUGCUAGAUGCUGGCUUCAAGAGGAAGGUGGCUGUGUACAUCAUUGUGGAUGAGAGUAACGUCAAGUAUUUUCUACACAUGUGUGAGCGGGCCCGCAUGCACCUGGGACAUAUCAAGAAUCUUAGGGUGCGCAGCAGUGGAGGAACUGAGUUCUUCACCCGGUCGGCCACUAAGUUCAAGGGUGCUCUGGCCCAGAAGUUUAUGUUUGUGGAUGGAGACCGAGCAGUGUGCGGCUCCUACAGCUUCACGUGGUCAGCCGCGAGGACGGACCGGAAUGUGAUCUCCGUGCUGUCUGGCCAGGUGGUGGAGAUGUUCGACCGGCAGUUCCAGGAGCUGUAUCUCAUGUCACAGGGUGUGAGCCUCAAGGACAUCCCCAUGGACAAGGAGCCAGAACCAGAGCCCGUUUUGGUACCUGCUGUGGUCCCCCUGGUGCCUGCGGGCUCUGUGGCCAAGAAGCUCGUUAAUCCCAAAUAUGCGCUGGUCAAAGCCAAGAGUGUUGAUGAGAUUGCCAAGACCUCUUCCUCUGAGAAGCAAGAGGUCAAGAGGACCCCAGGGCUGCGGGGCCCUGUACUGGCCGAGCGGCCGGGUGACCUCCCUGAGGUGCUACUGCCUAUCCACCCGGGACUGCUCAACCUGGAGAGGGCCAAUAUGUUUGACUACCUGCCCACAUGGGUGGAGCCAGACCCAGAACCUGGCAGUGACAUCCUAGGCUACAUCAACAUCAUUGAUCCUAACAUUUGGAAUCCCCAGCCCAGCCAGAUGAACCGCAUCAAGAUCCGUGACACCUCCCAUGCCAGCAUCCAGCACCAGCUAUGGAAGCAGAGCCAGGAGGCCCACCCUUCUCCAGGGCCCAGCAGCCCCCAGCACAGCAUCCCAGCCGAGAAUGGCUUCCCCCAGAGGGACCUUGAGCCACAGCCUCCUGUGCCCAAGCCCCGGACAGUCCCUGUGGCAGACCUACUUGCCCAGGAUGGCAGUGGUGUUGACUGGGCCCAGGAGGCCUCCGAAGAGGAAAUGACUCCAAAUGGGACAAACCUUGGGGUGCCCAGGAGAGUGGACUCAGGCCAAGCCCCGCUCCAGCGGCAACUGUCUGUGCCCCAGGAUGACUCUGAUGGCCUGGGGGCAGGGCUUCCCAAUGGGCUGGAUGGGGAGGAGGAGGAAGAGGAAGAAGACGAUGAUGAUUACGUGACCCUCAGUGACCAGGACAGCCUCUCAGGCAGCUCUGGCCGUGGCCCUGGUCCCCGGCGACCCUCAGUGGCUUCUUCCAUGUCAGAUGAGUACUUUGAGGUGAGGGAGCGCUCAGUCCCCCUCCGGAGGCGCCACUCAGAGCAAAUGGCCAAUGGGCCAGCCCAGCUACCCCGCCGACAGCUGAGUGCCCCCCAUAUAACCAGAGUGACCUUUGGUGGACCCCAGGGUGGCUCCUCGUGGGUACAAGGUCGGAUAAGAGAAGAGUCAGAUGCAUCGAGGAGGAUGCAGGCCCAGCGCUCUGGGGACAAGGAGGCACAGGGCCAGCAGUUCCACCGCUACGGGGGCCCUGCCUCGAGGACCCCAGGACCUCCCCGCUACUGCCCUGCUGUUGAUGGCACCCAGAGCUCUCCAAGGAAAGCCAGCCUGGCUAUGGGAGGCCCCUACCCCUGGAAGCCCAAGGCUGGCCCAAUACCCCGUGUACUGCCCAGUCCUGGGAGCCCAAGGCCGGCACGAAAUACCCGCAUCCUGGCUGAUGGCAGGGCUGCUGAGGAGCAUCCGAGUCCCUUCGGAAUCCCGUACUCCAAACUGUCUCAGUCAAAGCACCUUAAGGCCAAGUCAAGUGGCAGCCAGUGGGCCUCAUCUGAUUCUAAGCGGAGGGCCCAGGCCCUCCAGGACCACAAGGACCCCUAGGAGCCCAGCCUGGGCUGGACCCACCAGAGUCUGCUCUGGAGCGGGGUGGGCAGCCAACACUGACACUCACCUGGUCAGUGCACCAGUACCAGGUGGCCAUGAUGGUUAGGCCGAAGGUCAUUCCGGUCCAUGGGAGGUCUCCAGUAUGGGGGUCCCGAAACAUGUGCAUGGCGUCUGCCCGUGGCAGGUGGCAGGUUGUGUUGGCAAUGGUCCUGGAGGGUAUGGCCCGGGCAUACACUGCUUCCAGCUGUCCGUAACCACCAAUCUGGUCAAAAGCUGGAGGGAGACAGGUGUGACAGGGGCCACUUGGUGGUUGGUGGCCCUGGCUCCAGCUCUCCUUGCCCUCAUCUCACAAGUAACUUUGUAAAGCAUCAAACUGGAGUUUUUCCCACCUUGCCUUUCCUGGUGUUUGGAAAGGUGUGGUGAGUAGCGGGUUUAGAAAACAAGGUAAAUUUAAAAUAAUUAUUUUAUUUGUAUUUAAAGUAAUACUAUUAAAUGAGCAUUUUGCACGUGGGCACCAUGGUGUCCUGUUGGCCGGAAGGGAAUCACUGCUGGUCUCCAGAGGCUUGUUGGCCUCAGGUAAGGGGUUCUUUGCCAUCCAAGGAGGCAAAAAUAGUUUUCUCAGCAUCCUGAGCACCUCCCUGAGGCAUGUGAAGUGGUACGGUCCUGCUUCAGGGUUUACAAAGGGUGUAGUUUCACUAGUGCUAAAAAUGGCUGCUCGUGAUGUGGCUCUUUCCAGCCUGUUGGGUGGGUGGGACUACAGCCAGGGGUCUUGCCUCUUGAGUCCAGAGCACGUCUGUUCUCUCUGUUCCCGUCUACCUCGGGGUCAGGUCUCUGCAUGGCCAAGCUUUGGCCUAACUGGCUUUGCUAUAUGUGUGGUCUCUCUCCUCCUAUCUAGAUUGGGCCUGGCUGGCUGGUCCCUGAUCUAAGAGAGGAAACCUGGGCGUAGGAAAACCCACCUCUGCCCCAGGCCUUGUUGACCAGCAGGAUGUGUAAAAAGGAUCCCAGUCCAGGAUCUGUGUUUGGACCAGGAAUCUCAGAGAAAAUCUCAGAGAAGCUCAGAGAAAAUGUACAAGUCUUAGCGACUGCUCAACCAUUCUUAGACCCUGAGUCUGGAAGUCUUUCAAGGCUUCCGUUUACCCUCUGUGGGAUCCUCCCAUCUUCACUUGCCUACUUUCAGGGUUAGAGAACUCACUAACUCACGGGACCACCCUAUAAGCUUGUUUGUUCAGACUAGUAUCAACAGUCUGUCUAAACUCUCCUCCCAGCCUUUGUCUAGCAGGAGACAGCAUCACCUCUCAGGAGUCUGUACAUGAUUUUAAACAAUUGGAGGCGACACCCAAGAAGUUCUGUGGUAUCCUAAUUGUGUGGUUCCACAUCCACCUGUCAAGUCCCAAGCCAGGGCAGGCAUGGCCAGCCCUGUGCUCGUGAGUCAGCUGCUCUCCAGUGUGUACCUGGUGACAGCUGGGCAGUGAGGGCAGAGAGGAGGCAGGCAGGCAGUGUCCAUCUGUUUCGGGGGUAGAGGGGAGGACUGUCUACUGACUUGCCGUCAAGAGCCCCAUAGGUGUGGGAUAGCCCACGCCACUGUGGACUGAAGCCCCAGCCCUCACCUUUGAUGGCCAGGAUGACAGCCCCCACCACCAUGAUGACUGUCUGCAGGGCAUCCGUGUAGAUCACAGUGGCCAGACCCCCUGAAAGGGAACAAGGUAGCUGGAGGGGAUCCCCUGGCCUUGAGGGAGAGGGGACCCAGGAGGCAACUUCCAGAGCUCCUGGUAGGCAAGCUAUGAGCAGAAGCACCACAACCUGCAAUCGUAUCCCCAGUCCUAGGCCUCCCCAGAGCUUGUAGGAGGAAAUGGCCCUCGACCUCCUACAUGCGUUCCCUGGUUCCCACCAAGCCACAGCGUGACAGUCAGGCCCUCCCUGGGGCAAUGCAUACCUGCGAUUGUGUACAAGGCUGUGAUGAAGAGCGUGAGGGUGGUAGAGAGGUAGAAAUUCCAUCCCAGGCAGAUGUGCACAAAGAGUGCCCCAGCGUACAGGUCAAUCUGGGGGAGGACAGUCCAAGCAGAGGUUGGAGGUUAACAUGGGCCAAUGGGCUCAGAGCCCAGAUGCUGCUGCUACCAACUGGCCAUGUGACCUGGGUGACCCAUGGAUGAGGAAGAGAGACCUCUGCCCGCUCACCUACCCAUAUGGAGCUGUUCUGACGGUGGGAGAAAGAACUGGCUGUGGACAGCUGUUUACUGCUGUGUUCAGAUGUACAGGGGAUGUUGCUGUCAUUAAUAAAGUCCAGAAUGGUCAAUGCCCACUGAUGCUUUGUUACUGAACUUGACCCAAGACUGGGGAACUCAAAGGGCAGAGCCCU